AUGUCGCAAACAGAUUCCGGGAGAGUGUUGAGCAUUCAAUCGCACGUCACAUUUGGCUAUGUAGGAGGGAAGGCUGCAGUAUUUCCUCUGCAAUGUCUAGGAUACGACGUUGACGUCGUGAACACUGUAAACUUCUCCAACCACUCUGGCUAUGGGCGAUUUGGUGGGUCGAGAACAAGCGCUGCAGAACUCGCUGCAAUUUUUCAGUUAAUGGAACAAAAUGGUCUAUUACUAUCCGAAAGACUUCUCACAGUAGGCUAUAUUCCGGGCGCUGAGGCCCUGUCCACUGUCAAAGAACUCGCGGCCAAGAUGCGGGCAAAUAACACCAACUUGAUAUACCUUCUUGAUCCCGUGCUAGGAGAUUCGGGAAAGCUGUACGUCGCACCAGAUACGAUACCAGUAUAUCGAGAAGCCCUGCAACAUGCCACAAUCAUCACGCCCAACUGGUUCGAAGUAGAGGUUUUGACAGAUAUACGGAUAUCCGACAUGAACACUUUGCGUCGUGCGAUCCAAGUCCUCCAUACAAAAUACCACGUUCCCAACGUCGUUGUCAGUUCUAUACCCCUCCAGAGCUGGCUCACGUCUGCGCUGCCUUCCUACAUUCGUCCAGGCCUCGAGUCACGCGACUCAGACUUUCUCGUAUGCAUCGCGUCCUCAGUAAAGAGCUCAGAACCCGGACGUACGGAGGACGGAAACUGGUCAGCCACAGUCCACGCGCAAUGCAUUCCAUGCAUUCCAGGCUACUUCUCCGGCGUCGGCGAUCUCUUUUCUGCGCUCCUCCUCGGCCACUUCAAGCCUUCAUCCUCCAUCACUGCCCCGCACCUGACAGCUACCUCAGAGACGGAGACGCCGCUCUCACGCGCCGUCUCACAGGCGCUCACAAAGACUCACGCGAUCCUCACGCUGACGCACGAACAUGCUGUGACGCUGCCGGAGGAGGACCGCCUGCCGACAGACGAUGAACUCGACGCGAGCAAACCCGACAGGAAAAUUAGGCGAAUGCGCGGUCGCGAGCUCCGGCUCAUCCAGGCACAGGACAUUAUUAGAGGCACGAAGCAGGUAGAGUACAGGCAGAUGGUGCCUUGGACCGACUUUUGGCAGAUGGAGAACACAUAA
Molecule: messenger RNA, 1116 nt
Organism: Laetiporus sulphureus 93-53
Lineage: Eukaryota; Fungi; Basidiomycota; Agaricomycetes; Polyporales; Laetiporaceae
Product: Ribokinase-like protein
Exons: 6
Coding region: 1-1116 (371 amino acids)
Biological process (GO): pyridoxal 5'-phosphate salvage
Cellular component (GO): cytosol
Molecular function (GO): pyridoxal kinase activity
Source: RefSeq, a predicted model, not a curated record